UUCCUCGAUUAGCAUUGUGUUAUCAAAGAUAAGAUAAUUUUAAUUGGUGCAUCGUAUUGUUUGUUUUGUCAUGGGCGCCUGCGGGACCAAAACAUAUCCAGGGCUGACCGAAGAUAUUUUGGAGGACUAUACCUCCUUAACUUAUUUGAACAAAGGAGAAAUAUUAUACUUAAUGAAGAAAUUCUAUUCAAUAGAUCCAGACAAGAUAGAGGCCGACUACGCACACAGGUUCCCGAAAGAUGAAAUUAUCAAAAAGUUCGAAGUUCUAAAGAACAAUCCAUUCCGAGACCGUCUGUUCCGCGUGUUCUCGUCGAAGCAGGACGGCUGCUUCUCCUUCGAGGACCUCCUGGACCUGUGUUCCGCCAUGAGCCCCGACUGCCCGGCGGAAGUGAAGGCGGCGUGGGCUUUCCGAGUUUAUGACAUCGACGAGGACAACCAGAUAUCGUCGCGAGACAUCUACGACAUUCUAGACCGCAUCACCUGGGACCCCAACAACCGGAAUAUGUUCCUGGAUAGAGAAUCCAAAAUUAAGAUUGCUAAAGUUAUACUAAAAGAAGUAAACCUCGAUCACAGCGAGACCAUCGGCCUCAACGAGUUCAAACUGAUCCUGCCGAGAAUACCAGAGUUCACUUCGUCGUUUUAUUUCAGACUGUGAUGGUAAUCAAUAAAUAAGUAUUUCAAGCA
Messenger RNA from Aricia agestis (brown argus), 684 nucleotides. RefSeq names its product calcium and integrin-binding protein 1-like. The coding region runs from base 71 to 655 and encodes 194 amino acids. The record is from RefSeq and is a predicted model, not a curated record. Lineage: Eukaryota; Metazoa; Arthropoda; Insecta; Lepidoptera; Lycaenidae. The transcript is spliced from 5 exons. Gene Ontology annotation, molecular function: calcium ion binding.